ACCUUUGCUUUGCUUACAGCAGCAGAGCAGGGGCAAACUUGGCAUCGAGUUUGGUGUACUGUAUCCACGCACCAAAUGCGGCUCACGCCAAGAUUGCUGAGGGGCAGAGUUAAUGCCGUCACGGAUCAAUCGCUGGAUAUCUAUCCGGAAUGGCCGUAUUUACUUCCAGAUAUCAAAAGGGCAAAAGGGUACACCAGAGACGGAAAAGGGGCAUCUUUUUUCUGAAUGUGUGUAUCUGUCGUAGAUUUGGCCACAAAGAGGACUGGAUUCGUGGUGUUGUGGGUAACCAACCAUGUGAGAUUAGUGCUUUGAUAGGGAUCGUCUCUUCUUGAUGUUGUGGCAAACCUUAAUUGACUAGCAGCAUUCCGCAUUCCAUCAUUUGAGUCACACUUGAAUCACUGGGAAAGAGUCGAGCAGCAUCUGACAUGCUAUUGCCGCAGAACAAUCUGUAGAAGGACACCCCUUUACCCUUUCGAUAAUGCAAGGGCAGAGGAAUUCCGUCGAACAGCUGUCCGACGUCUUCGGGUUUGACCAUGGGUCUGGUUCGGGCAACCCCGUCAUGGACCAGCAGGCGUACUGGAACAGCAUGCUUGGAGCGGCGGAGUCGCAGAACCUCCAAGGCUACGAGAUGAACCGCGGUGACGGCGCCAUUCCGUAUGGAGGCGAGGCGCAUCAAGAUGGCCAGUUCUUGGGUUUCUGGGGGUCAGGUGAGGCUAGCUCGAGUGGCAAUGCGCUCAACUAUGGGAGCUCCAACGCGAUCAAGGCUGAGCAUCUGAACAUUGGUGGUGGUUUGAGGAUCGGUGAGAGGCGCCUGGGUGCUGAGCACAGCCUUUCUUUGGAUAAUGUGGAUAUCAACCUUAACGCCAGUGGCCAUGAUCUCUUCGGUCAGAGUUCCAAUGCGAACAACGCCUCUCAAGGCUCACAGCAGCAUGCUGGGUGUUCCCGUACUGAUGCCACCGCCCAGGCCACUGAGCUAAGAUUGCAUCCUUACAGAACUUUUGGUUUAGACGACGAGCAGCCGGAGCCGUUCCCUUCUUUGAAUGCUUUCGAACAUCCUUUGGGGAAUUUUGCCCUGAUGCCAGAGGACGUUGAUCAAAGACCAGGCAGUAGUUCCCUGGACGGCCGACGUUUAGCGUGCAAGAGGAAAAACAUUGAAGGAGUCCAUGGGCAGUUUUCAGCAGGUGCUAGCACAAGCUUUUCCCACAGAAAUGAUAAUGCCUUCCAUAGUGUUCCUUCCUCAAGUUUCAAUCCGGCUCCUGGCCCAAAUGUGUCGUCUCAUAACUUCUUGUUGGCUCCAAGUUCCAUCGAGGAACAACUCCCGAACUAUGGAGCUGCUACAGGAAUGUCAUCUGUUAGCUACAAUCAUCCUAGCGGAGGCAAUAACAUUUCAGGAAAUUCACAGAGAAGUUUUCGGGCAAGAACUACCACCGCUCAGCAGGUUAGCCCCUAUGGUGUAUGGCCCCCUUCAGGUUCUAUCAGGCAUCCCGGUUCAUAUUAUCACCAGGCGCCUGCCUUUCAGAGCGCAUUUGAUGAACUAGAAGCGGCUAUGCCUGUGGUCAGUGGAAUCAACUUGCAAUACCAGCAUCCUGGAAAUGUAGUCCCUGGUAUUCCACAAACCGCACACCGUUUUGCUGGCCAUGGAGCUUCAUCGUCAAGAGCUGGCAGUUUGGACAACAUAAUUCUUGGCAGAGAGGAAGUUACUGGGAGGAAUCUUGUAGCUCCCGGCUUCCCUAAUGCGGCCCCUCAUGCUGCACUAGACAUGAGACAUUUGGUGCCAGAUUUGUCUAAUUGGAAUUCUGACAAUCCUGGUGCUACCAUCCCUGGAAAUGUGUCUUCUGUAUCAAGAGCUAAUGCCAGUUCAACGAUUAGUCGACCAGCAGGCUCAACAUCUCUCACUCAUCAGAACCUACAUCGACGGCACCCUAGAAAUUUAUCAGAGGAAAUAGGUCGUCUAUCUGGAGCACUUCGUGGUCCGCAGCACCCGCGCUUAAGGUCAGGGUUUCUAUUGGAACGUCAGGGUGAUGGUGUUUGGGGUGUUCCAUUACCAAUGAGGAAUACUAGGGAGGGAAGAAGAUUAAUGGAGAUACGGAAUGCACUAGAAAUGAUUCAGAGAGGGGAGAAUGUCAGAUUUGAGCAGUCUAUUUUCUAUGGUGGCGUCGAGAUUCAUGAUAGACACAGGGAUAUGCGUCUUGACAUAGACAAUAUGUCUUAUGAGGAACUAUUAGCAUUGGAGGAAAGAAUAGGAAAUGUUAGCACUGGGCUCACCGAGAACGAUGUGAUGAAGCUCCUGAAGCAAAGGAAAUUCUCGUCAUGGAGAUUAUCAUCUGUGGAAUAUGAGCCAUGCUGUAUUUGUCAGGAAGAAUAUGUGGACGGUGACGAUCUCGGGACGCUUCACUGCGGGCACGACUUCCAUGCCAGCUGCAUCAGGCAAUGGCUAGUGGUGAAGAACCUGUGUCCGAUCUGCAAAAGCACCGCCCUGAAGACCUAAGGCAGCAGCAAGGCUCAUCGGAUGUCCGUUCAGUCGACCGCAAGAUCAUUUUAUUGAUUCAUAAUACCGCAACUUUUUGGCCAAAGGGUUUUGCAUUCACCUAAAGCUUGAUUAAAAAAAAAAUCCAAAAUUCCUUGAAAGAAAGAUUCAAAACUGGUCAUCGUUUCGAAAAACAAAGAAAGGUUCAAACUGGUAUUACCUGUAAGCCGCUGUCGUGUCGCGGCAAAUAAUCCUGGGAUCUGUGUCUAGUACUCAUUUGACUAAAUAUUCAUCAAGGAUGCAUGGCAUAAUGGAUGCUAGUUUAAAGUGA
Aegilops tauschii subsp. strangulata is the source of this 2798-nucleotide messenger RNA. Its product is annotated as probable E3 ubiquitin-protein ligase HIP1. Gene Ontology annotation, molecular function: ubiquitin protein ligase activity. NCBI's taxonomy places the organism in Eukaryota, Viridiplantae, Streptophyta, Magnoliopsida, Poales, Poaceae. The record is from RefSeq and is a predicted model, not a curated record.